AAAAGAAGUUUGUAAAAAAUCAACGCUGCUGUGUUUAGGACUGUCUCUGACCAUACCUAUCAACCAUUGGGUAUAUUUGCGGUCAACCAAAGUUUGCCUGCCGCUAAACAAUUGGCGAUGAUUUGGAGAACAUUCAUUGAAGAUCUGAGCAUCUUAGGAAUAACGGUUCUGGCCAGCAUUUCUUCGGUAUCGCCCAUUUUCUAUGGCGCAAUAGAAAUAAUGAUCCAGCUAAAGUCUAUCUUGAACCUAUAUAGUCCCAUGGUAUACUCGGUUCAUCCUUUUGCGAGGAUCGUUCAUCUCUUCGACCAUAACAGCUUAAUAAACCGAUUUGACGACUUAAUGAAGGAAUGCGAUAGAAUCUACUUUCUACAACCUAUGGCCGCAUCCCAGUCAGAGAUCGUAUCGAGUCACGAGUUAAGAUUAAUGAAAACAUCACAUCAAGCCAUCAAAAGCUAUCAAGCCGAACUUGGCAAUACGAACAUGUCCAUAUACGAUCAGCGAUUCCGGGAGAAAAUAGAAAAAGCAUCCUAUCCAAGAGGCAAAGCAUGGACUCGAGGCGUCCAGAGUUUUUUGACUGCCACUGAGUUGGUCGCUAAACUAGGAGAUAUGGACACUUAUUGGUUGUCCCGUAACUUAACAGCUUGCUAUGAAAUGCUCGAAGAGUUUCGUAUUCUUCUUGCCACCGUCCAUUUUGGCUCUGACAUGUCCAAUGUUAACCGCGACCCGAUAUGCAGUUCAGGAAUCGCUGUUCUAUACUUGCGUGACCCAGUUAGUUACCGAACACCUGGAUCGAGGAAUAGUUUUUGCUUCCAUGGGAAUAUCCCAAUAAACAUCCAUACAUGUUUUCUGCUCGCUGUGCUGUACGAUGACCGAGAGGUGUACCAGAAACUGCUAGGCGGCUUUUACGACCAAGACAGUUACUAUGAAGCGUCCGACACUGCUUCAUGUGUAUCAACGUCGUCCAGCAGCCUGAGUGGCGAAAGUGAAACUUCUGAUGAUUUAAUUUUCCAUAAAGCGGACAACGACCACGAAUCUGCUGAAAACAGUCUAAGUGAUACAGAAGCUGACAAAAAUGCAGUUUAUAUGAUUAAGCUAUUCAAAAUAGCCGCACAAAGGGAUCGAAUAGUCGAAAUCUUCAACUUUGCAUGCGGAGCGUUCACUAACAGCUUAGACGUCAUCACAGAAAUACGCGAACAACCGCUGAUAACACAUAUAAAAACCAAAAUAACAACCAUUACAGAAUCUACUAAUUCACUCCUUGAUCAACUGAGGAUGAAAAUCCACAAUAAAGACGUUGCGCCCGGGGAAUCAUGCAACACGUUGAUCGGUUCAACCUCGACAGCAACGGAGGCCAACGAUACAUUGCUAUGCAUUAAAAUCAUUGAAAAUGAAAUGAAAGAGUGUGCACAAGCACUAGCUGGUUUGCUUCAAUGGGUGAAAUAUAUAUCAAAUAAGGUAACCAAGGUUUACGACCACGACACAGACCUGAGGAAAAUGAACUAUUAUUAUAACAUCGUUGAUAAUUACCAUACGAUCGUUAAUAUCUAUUUAGAUUCGUAUUCUUCUUCUACAUUAGAAGAACAGGAACACCAAAUACCUGACAAGUUGGCAAAAGUUCAUUCUAAUGCUACAGACGAAUCUACUACUAGAAAUUGCCUAUUUCAAAACGAUCCAUAUAACAGUGAUAACAACGCAGAUUGUAAUGCCGUAUCAGAACAGCAUGCUAUUUUAUUCUUUGAGCAAAUGUUCCAGCUACAAAAAAUUACUGUUCAGUUGGCUCAAAAUAUUAGCAAUGGCUCACUUGUGAAAACCUUUAAAAUUCCGAGUGAGACAAUCAGCCUAUUGGCAACACUUAUAGAACAAGUAAAAAUAAUUUUAGGUGACAAUUAUAAAUUAGAUCAGAUUUUUGCAGCCCAGGGCCAUGUAGUGCUUACGCACAUAGCACGUCCCAAGGAAGCCAAUAAGACCCAGCAGCCAAACAACGUUCCGUUAAAAAUCGCUCAAGAUCCUCAUGAUGAAUUAAACAAACUGAAACGUUUCCUUGAUGGACUAUUCACGAAGAGCGGCACAGUAAAACCGAUAGAUAGCUUUAGAGAGACCACUGUAACAGUGCAAGUGAUCUUGAACCAUCUUCAACUAUUUUGGGAAACCAUUUUGGAAAAGCGAAUCCAAGAGGUUAAAAACAAUGGCAUCAGAAUUGAUGAGAAAAAUAAUGAAGUUAAACCCUUAACAAAGAUCUGAUAGACGACAAGGCAACUUCCAAUCAUCAAGCCAACGAACGAGAAAAGGAACACACUCGAACUACUGAAACAAGAGCAAGUGAAGAUUAUGAAGAACAAUUAAUUAAAGACAGUGACAAACAGGAAAUUAGCGAAAAGCAACCAGUGGAAACAGAAGAAAAAUUCAAUAAGAACAACAGUACGUCCCAAAAUCUGAUAGACGACAAUUCUUCAAAGCACCAACCCAACGAACGAGGAAAGAACGAAAUUGAAACUACUGAAACGAAACGCAGUGAAACUGAUGAUGAAACAGUAAUUAAAGACAGUGACGAAAAGGAACAUAGCGAAAAACACUCAGUGGAAACUGAAGAAAAACCGAAUAAAGACAACCGUGCGCUCAAAUAUCUAAUAGAACCCAAUGCAAAUUCUAAUUAUCAAACCAACGAACGGCAAAAUGAAAGCAUGAAACCUACUGAAACUAAACCCAGUGAACAUAAUAAAGAAACAUUAAUUAAAGACAAGGACAAAAACGCCGAGCAAAUUUCAGAGGACUCUGAAGGAAAAUCCAAUAAAAACCAGAGUAAAAACAAAGACCUGAUAGACGACAAGGCAACUUCCAAUCAUCAAGCCAACGAACGAGAAAAGGAACACAUUCAAACUACUGAAACAAGAGCAAGUGAAGAUUAUGAAGAACAAUUAAUUAACGACAGUGACAAAAAGGAAAUUAGCGAAAAGCAACCAGUGGAAACUGAAGAAAAAUUAAAUAAGAACAACAGUACGUCCGAAAAUCUGAUAGAAGACAAUUCUUCAAAUCACCAACCCAACGAACGAGGAAAGAAGGAAAUUGAAAGUACUGAAACGAAUCGCAGUGAAACUGAUGAGAAAACAGUAAUUAAAGACAGUGAGAAAAAGGAACAUAGCGAAAAACACUCAGUGGAAACUGAAGAAAAACCCAAUAAAGAAAACAGUGCGCUCAAAUAUCUAAUAGAACCCAAUGCAACUUCUAAUUAUCAAACCAACGAACGGCAAAAUGAAAGCACUAAACCUACUGAAACUAAACCCAGUGAAGAUAAUAAAGAAACAUUAAUUAAAGACAAGGACAAAAAAGAAAACGCCGAGCAAAUUUCAGAGGACUCUGAAGGAGAAUCCAAUAAAGACCAGAGUAAAAACAAAGACCUGAUAGACGACAAAGCAACUUCCAAUCAUCAAACCCACGAACGAGAAAAGAAACACAUUCAAACUACUGAAACAAGAGCAAGUGAACAUUAUGAAGAACAAUUAUAUAAAGACAGUGACAAACAGGAAAUUAGCGAAAAGCAACCAGUGGAAACAGAAGAAAAAUUUAAUAAGAACAACAGUACGUCCAAAAAUCUGAUAGAAGACAAUUCUUCAAAUCACCAACCCAACGAACGAGGAAAGGACGAAAUUGAAACUACUGAAACGAAACGCAGUGAAACUCAUGAGGAAACAGUAAUUAAAGAGAGUGACGAAAAGGAAAAUAGCGAAAAACACUCAGUGGAAGCUGAAGAAAACCCCAAUAAAGAAAACAGUGCGCUCAAAUAUCUAAUAGAACCCAAUGCAACUUCUAAUUAUCAAACCAACGAACUGCAAAAUGAAAGCAUGAAACCUACUGAAACUAAAUCCAGUGAAGAUAAUAAAGAAACAUUAAUUAAAGACAAGGACAAAAAAGAAAACGCCGAGCAAAUUUCAGAGGGCUCUGAAGGAAAAUCCAAUAAAAACAAGAAUAAAAACAAAGACCUGAUAGACGACAAGGCAACUUCCAAUCAUCAAGCCAACGAACGAGAAAAGGAAUACAUUCAAACUACUAAAUUAAUUAAAGACAGUGACAAAAAAGAGCAUAGCGAAAAGCACUCAGAGAAAAUUGAAGAACAACCCAAUAAAGACAACAGUACGCUCAAAGAUCUGAUAGAAGACAAUUCAACUUCUAAAAAUCAAACCAACGAAGAAGAACAGGAAGACAUUAAAACUUUUGAAACAAAGCCCAGUGAAGAUGAUGAAGAAACAUUAAUGAAAGACAGUGACAAAAAAGAAAAUCCCGUAAAACAGCAGUGUAGUGUACAUUCUGAUGCGGUUUUAUUAAUGGACGUAUCCCUCAGAAUAGAUGUAGUAAUGAUUCUGUUGACUCGCCAGUUUGAAGAUACUAAUUUUUUGAAAGUACACGCACUUCCGCAUGACACAAUCAAUCUAUGGAAGAAACUUUUUAACCAAUUAAUCAAAAUUAUAAUUUCAAACAAAGAGAAAACAAAAAAUUCGGAAAAAGCCCGUAACGCUGUACACCCUCAGGUAAAAAUUGUAAACACUCCACCAACCAAACAGUCGCUAUACGACAAAUUAAAAGAACUAGAGAAAUUCCUUGCUGCACUAUUCUACAAAAGACAAAAAUUAAUACCGUUGGGAAAUUUAAGAAAGCGAACUGCAUUAUGUAACAAAAUCUUAGGCGACCUUCUUCCAUGUGUCGUACUUAAAUCCUCAAUUGGUAGGGACAACGAACGGAAAGAGGAAAAAAGAUAUGACAAUAAAAAAAGGCCACCCAGAAAAGCUGAACAAGAAUCCAGUAAGGACAGAACGUUUAAAAAUCUGUUAGAAGACAGCGCAACGUCCAAUCUUCAAACCAGCAAACAGAAACAGCAAAAUGCUAAAUCUUCUGAAGCGAAACCCAGUGAAGAUAAUGAAGAAACAGUGAAUAACGACAACAGCAAAACAGAAAAUACCGAAAAACAAACAGCGGAAACUGAAAAAGACUCCAAUAAAAACAAGAAUACGUACAAAGAUCUGCUAGAAGACAUUUCAGCUUCCAAGUAUCAAACCAACGAACGGGAAAGGGAAGGCAUUCAAACAAACAAACAAACAAAACCGAGUGAAGGUGAUGAAGAAAAAUUGAUUAAAGACAGUGACAAAAAGGAAAUUAGCGAAAAACAACCAGUGGAAACAGAAGAAAAUGUCAAUAAGGACAACAGUACGUCCAAAAAUUUGAUAGAAGACAAUUCAACUUCGAAUCACCAACCCAACGAACGAGGAAAGGACGAAAUUAAAACUACUGAAACGAAACGCAAUGAAAAUGAUGAGGAAACAGUAAUUAAAAAUAGUGACAAAAAGGAAAUUAGCGAAAAACAACCAGUGGAAACAGACGAAAAUGUCAAUAAGGACAACAGUACGGCCAAAAACCUGAUAGAAGACAGUUCAACUUCGACUCAUCAAACCAACGAGCGAGGAAAGAAAGAAAUUGAAACUACUGAAACGAAACGCAGUGAAGAUGCUGAGAAAACAGUAACUAAAGACAGCGACAAAAAGGAAAAUAUCGAAAAACAACCAGUGGAAACUGAAGAAAAACCCAAUCAGGACAACAGUAUGUUCAAAAAUCUGAUAGAAGGCUGCGCAACUUCCAAUCUUCCAACCAACAAACAAGGGAAUGAAGACACUAAAUCAUCUGAAACGAAACCCGGUGAAAAUAACGAGAAAACAGCAAUUAAAGACAAGAACAAAAAAGAAAAUACUGAAAAACUAUUAGCGGAAGACAACAGAACGUUAAAAAACCUGAUAGAAUGCAAUGAUCAAACCAAUGAACGAGAAAAAGAAGACAUUAAAAGCACUGAGACAAAAGCCAGUGAGGCUAAUAAAAAAACAUUAAUUAAAAACAGUAACAAAAUGAAAAACAGCGAAAAACAAUCAGUGGAAACAGGAGAAAAACCUAAUAGGGACAAAAGUACGUUGAAAAAUCUGAUAGAAGACAAUUCAACUUUGACUCAUCAAACCAACGAACGAGGAAAGGAAGAAAUUAAAACUACUGAAACGAACCUCAGUGAAUAUAAUGAGAAAACAGUAAUUAAAGACAGCGGCAAAAAAGAAAAUAACGAAAAACAAUCAGUGCAAACUGAAAAAGAAUCCAAUGAAAAGAAGAAUACGUACAAAGUUGUUAUAGAAGACAAUUCAACUUCCAAUCAUCAAACCAAUGAUCGAGAAAAGGAAGACAUUAAAACUGCUGAAACAAAACCCGGUGAAGAUAAUGCAAAAACAUUAAUUAAAGACAGAAGCAAAAAUUUAAAGAGUGAAAAACAAUCAGAUCUGAUAGAAGAGAAUGCAACAUCCGAUCAUCAAACCAACGAACGAGAAAAAGAAGACAUUAAAACUUUUGAAACGAAACUCAGUGAGGCUAAUAAAAAAACAUUAAAGAAAGACGAGGACAAGAAAGGAAAUUCCGAAAAACUAUUAGCGGAAGCCGAAGAAGAAUCCCGUAAAAACAAGAGUACGUCCAAACACCUGAUAGAAGACAGCGCAACUUCCAAUAAUCAACUAAACAAAUCAGAAAACAUUAAAACUACUGAAACAAAAGCCAGUAAGGCUAAUGGAAAAAUCUUUAUUAAAAACAGUGACCAAACGGAAAAGAGCGGAAAACAAAGUGCGAAAACUGAAGAAAAAUCCAAUACAGACAGCAGUUUGUCCAGCUCCCGAAGAGACGACAACGCAACUUCCAAUAGAGUUAGCAAAAAUUGCGAAAUGAAUAAUGAUAGAAAAGCAAGUGUCUUAGAUGUAAAACGUGCUGAUGCACCACAACAAUCGAAUAAUCAGCCUUUUCGUAAGCAAACAAACGUUUCUUCCUUGACUGAAUCAGUUGCUGUUUCUUCUUUACACAAUGAGAAUACCGCUUCUACUAGUGCACUAAGCAAAUAUAAUUCAACUGCAUUAAACCGAUUGGAUAUUGCUUGCAUUAACAAUGAAAAUAAAUUAGCUGAAAAGGAUAUAAGUAAAAAACAUGUUAUUUCUAAAGAUGAGACUUCUCUAUUUCUUAAUCUGACCUGCAAGCUCCAAAUCAUAACGAAUCAAAUAUCCAAAAAACUUGAAAAAGUUGCUAUUUUGGACGCAUAUACACCUACGGGCAAAAAAAACACACUCUUGGCAAAACUUAUAAGACAAGCAACCAUAAUCCUAGAGUCCAACGAACAAACAAUGCUAAGUCUCACUUCAACCCUUGAUCGUCAAAUGCGUACAGCAGAGAACGAUUUAAAAGUCUUUAUAGAAAUGAUAGCAAAUGGUAGGGCAAAAAAUACGUCCGAUGCAAACAUAUGUUCCAAUGCAUCUCGAAGCGAUUCUGGCAAAACCCAAAAGGCACAAACCGCACAAGGUCCAUUCGAUAAACUGGAAGAACUACAGCAAUUGUUUGCCACGCUAUUCACCAAGAAAAACAAAUUAAAACCAUUGGAAAGGAGAGAGAGAAUUAUAAUAACUGGGAAUAUAUUAGACUAUUUUAUUCCAUGCUUGGUAAGUAUGUUGUUAAAUCAAUAUCAAACGAAGGACAAUAAACGGGACAAUCAUCAAUCCAACGCACGAGAAGGGCAAGACAUUACAACUGCUGGAACUAAACCCAAUGAAGAUGAUGCGGAUACAUUAAUUGAAGACAGCAAAGGCAACAGCGCGUCCAAAGAUCUGAUAGAAGACAAUGCAACUUCCAACAUAAUGAGCAAAAAAGAUACAAUUAAUAAUGAUGAAAAAGCAAGCACCUUAAAUGCAGAACGUGCCCAACCACAAUCUUUCUUGGGUGAAUCUAUUUCUGUUUCGUGCCUGAAAGAUGCCAAUAGCGUUUCAACUAGUUUGGAAAACAACGAAGCCCAAGCACAAGGUACAGAUUCACAAGAAAAUCAAACAAAAAAGCUCAAAAUAAGAAACGUAACACUUUGUCAUGAAGAUUUAGAUGAAGAUCCAGACUCACAAAUGUUAAGAAUUUUUGAAAAUGAGACCAUACCAACUGAACUUGAAAGUGUAGAAGAAGAAUCUGAGAUUGAUCAGUUGCGUAAUAACUCGAGUGACGAUAAUUCAGACGAUCAAGACGAGCCUCUUUUUAAACUAUCCGAAACGCUGCCAGAAUUGUAUGGCACGGAAAUAUCAACAAGUCAGGAAGUCUUUGAUGACAAUAUCGAUAAAGAAAUCACUGAUACCAAGAACAAAGACACAGAGAAACAAUUAGGCGAAAAUAAAGCACAUUCCGAUAUAUAUCAAUCGAUUUUGCAAAUAGUGAACAGUCACGAGGUUGAGAUUGUAACUUCCGAACAAGGGGUUCAAAACACCCACUUUAACAAUGAUGAUGAAUUACUUAACUUGACAAAACAGCCAAACGAUGAAAAUGUAAUUCCCAUGCUACUUUCAUUUGAGGACAUAUCGAAAGCUCUAAAAAAUUCACAAAGGAAACGAGCUAAAAUUGCUUAUUUAUUGGACAACCUAUGUGAAGCUUUGAAACGCCCCUCCAAUGCAGAAGAAACCAUGAGCCAAGCAAUAUCAAUUUUUACAGAAUCUAAUUCUGCAACUGAACCCUUACCCACCACCGAACUUGAGUCAAGUCAGUUGCUUCAGCCCCAAGCAAGCGAAGAUAUCCAACCAAAAGAACCAAAAGAUGAUAUUGCUAUGCAGCUCAUCUCUAAUCAGACUCUUCACAGCCAAAUAGAAGCAGAUCUAGACAACAUGACAUUUACUCCUGAAGCAUCAGCCAUAACGUUCAGGCAAAAAUAUGAAUAUGACCCGGACAAUCAAAUAGAAAAAACUGAAGCAACUGAAAGCAUAAGUGACGAUACUUUGGUGGAAAACGAUCAGGAAGAAAUCCUUGAACAAGAAACUAAAAUAUUAUGUGAUGAAAUGAUAUGUGAGUCUUUAGCGAAACUAUUGGAAAUUUUAUUCAUGAAUAUUGAAAGAAACCAGAAUACAAUCAGUCUAAUCAGACUACUUGCUAGCAAGAUGAUACGUGUUCAAGAAACAAUCAGUCAAUGCAUAAGCAGCGACGAGAUGCUAAUGUCAGUUAUUAUAAGAAAAAAAAUGAGGACGUCAAGGAUAUCAUAUAAGAGUAAAAUUGAGUAUAUUAAGGAUAUCAUACAAGUUCCCAAUAUCAAACACCUCAUUGGAAAAGAAAAAGAGGAAAGUCUAUCAGUAGAACUUGAAAACAGAUCCUGCCAAUCCAGCGGCUUCUUGGCAAUACUGGAAAAUGUUGUUUGCAAAAUUGUAGAUGUACAGAAGUCUGAUAAAGCAAUAGAAAAUAUAAAAACCCGAAUUAAACUAAAUAAAACCAUUAUUAACUUUCUUAUCUCGACUUAUUCGCAACUUCUUGGACAAGACAUUCCAAAGCCAGAAAAAUGCCUAAAUUAUGAAACGUCUUCCACUGAACUCAUUAAACGUGAGUCUGCUGACUGUUUGGGAAAAAAUGACCUUAAAGUGACUGAAGAGACGCCUUCAAAUCAGCAACUUGAUGAAACGACCGAAAAAAUCCAUCAACAAAAACCAGAAACUGUCGGUGAAAGUAAUGAGGAAGUCGAAAGAAUCAAGCUUCCACAAUGUAUUGAAAGUUCAAUGAGAACAACAUGAAAACGAUCUACUGCUUCAGUUAGAAUGUGACCAGAACAAUAAAAAAGAAAAAUCUGAACUACUUGAAGAAAAAAAUACUCUAAAUAAACCAGCAUCUAGCGAAACUCUUCAAGCUCCAACAGGAGAAAAUCCAGACAGAAUGAAAUUGACUCAAAAAACAGCAGACAUAAACAGUGGGGAAAAUGAAGACAAGCGAAGCGAGAAACCUGAAAACGAGGCAGCGGUUGAGUUAGAACGUGAUCAGGACGAUGAGGCUCAUACAAUAGAAAAAUGUGAAGACAAACUUGUUUCAACUGUUCACGUUCAACGCCAGGACAAUGAAUAUAUUCAAUUCAAGGAACUGAAAAAUACACCCACAAAGAGCGUAGAUUUUGCGGUUCAGCUUAGCUCUAAUGAAACUCUUCAGGUCCAAACAGGAACCGAUCUAGACAACAUUGCUGGGACUCCUAGAGCAUCAAAUGUCAACAAACGCGAAGAUAAGAAGAAGCGAAGCAGCGGAGAAGAAAAAGGCGCAUGUUGUCAGGACAAAGACACAGGAAAAACUAAAGAAGUUGCAAACAUGAAGCCAGAUAUGGGACGAAAAUCACCUACAAUGAGCAACGAUUUUUCAGAGGUAAAAGAUCGAGAUGAACUAAAUGGAGAUGAAACAGAAAGUGAAGUCUCAACUAACGAAUGGAUGUAUCAGGAUCUGGAGACACUGUUCAAAAAGAUAAUUGUGAUGAUUAAAAGUAAUCCGCAUACAGUUAGUCGACUUACAGACGUUAUUAGCAAUUUAAUAAGUGGUCACGAAGCAAUUAAUCUGCAGUCUUCUCAUGAGUACAACGUUAUUGAAAAUGAUAACACAUAUGCGAAUAUUAUGAAUGACCUUCUCUUCCUAGAUUGUGAAUUUGGAAACCAAAAAGAGGAAAGCGUAUUAAUUGCACCUGAGGACCGUAACCUUGCAAUAUUGGAAUAUUUUGUUUUCCAACUGUUCAGAGCUCAAAAGUUGGCAAAAUCGCCAGCAACUUUAAAACUUCAUGCCAGAUUAUAUAUAUCCAUAAUUGACGUUAUUCUUGCAUUUCUACAAGACAUUCCAAAACCAGAACAAUGGCAUAAAUCCCAAACGCCUUCUAGUGAAGUUCAGCUUAGCUCCAACGAAACUCUUCAAGUUCACACAGGAACAGAUCUAGACAACAUUGCAUGGACUCAUAAAGCAUCAAAUGUCAACAAAGGCGAAGAUAAGAAGAAACAAAGCAGCGGAGAACCAAAAGGCCCAUACUGCCAAGAAAAAGGCACAGGAAAAACUAAAGAAAUUGCAGACAUGCAGCCAGAUAUGGGACGAAAAUCACCUGCAUUCAGCAGCGAUUCUUCAGAUGUAAAAGAUCGAGAUGAAAUGAUUGAAACAGAAAGUGAAGUCCCAAGUACCGAAAUGGUGUAUGAAGCGCUGGAAAAACUGUUGAAACCUUUAAUUACGGGGGUUGAAAGUAAUCCGUAUACAAUUA
Molecule: messenger RNA, 11062 nt
Organism: Dendroctonus ponderosae (mountain pine beetle)
Lineage: Eukaryota; Metazoa; Arthropoda; Insecta; Coleoptera; Curculionidae
Product: MATH and LRR domain-containing protein PFE0570w-like
Source: RefSeq, a predicted model, not a curated record